GGUCUUGUACGCACACAUCUUUAUCAAAACAAGAUGGAAAAGUUACUUUUCUUGCUUCUCUUCUGUCACAUUUCAUCAGCAGUGAAACACUCCCUUAAGUAUUUCAUAACUGCAUCUACUGGAGUCACAAGCAUCCCAGAGCUUGUAGCAGUUGCUUUGGUUGAUGGAGUUUCGAUAGGUUACUGCGACAGCAACAAUAAGGCAGUAGAGCCAAAGCAGGACUGGGUGAAGAAACUUUUGGAACACGAUCCUCAGCACUUUGAGCGAUACAUUGAUGAGUGUUUCAAUUAUCAGCCAAACUUCUUCAAAACCAGGAUUAAUAAUUUGAAGCAGCGCUUCAACCAAAGUGGAGAUGUCCACAUUUUACAGAGGGUGUUGGGCUGUGAGUGGGAUGAUGAAACUGGAGAGGUUAUUGGUGUAUUGCAGUAUGGUUAUGAUGGAGAAGACUUCAUGGCAUUGGACCUGAAAACAUUGACAUGGAUCGCUCCGAAACUACAAUCCUUCACCACCAAACUGAGAUGGGAUUCUGAGAAAGCUAGAAUCAGAUACAAUGAGAAUUACCUCACUGAGAUUUGUCCUGUGUGGCUGAAGAAGUAUGUGACCCUUGCCAAGAGCUCUCUCAUAAGAACAGAGCUUCCCUCAGUGUCUCUCCUCCAGAAGACUCCCUCCUCUCCAGUCACCUGCCACGCUACAGGUUUCUACCCUGACAGAGCCAUGAUGUUCUGGAGGAAAGAUGGAGAGGAGUUUCAUGAGGACGUGGACCACGGAGAGAUCCUCCCCAACCACGAUGAAACCUUCCAGAUGAGCGUUGACCUGAACCUUUCAUCAGUCACACCUGAAGACUGGAGGAGGUACGACUGUGUGUUUCAUCUCUCUGGUGUAGAGGACGACAUCAUCACCAGACUAGACAGAGCAGAGAUCAGGACCAACUGGGAGAAGCCGAGUCACAUGACCGUCCCCAUCACUGCUGCAGUGCUUGUUCUUGCUCUCGUCCUCAUUGCUGUCACUGGCUUCAUCAUUUACCAAAAGAAGAAAGCCAAACGUCCUCCAUCUUGUCCUGACGGCUCUGAGCUCUCUGAUAAACUGAAUCCAGAUCCAUCCACCUGAAUGAUGAACAUACUGACUCUUGUGGGGGGUCAGUACCUACCAAAAGAAGUCAAUGGAAGGAAAAGCGGUGGACUGGCGUCAGGGUCAGGGGCGGCUCAUUGAUG
Molecule: messenger RNA, 1211 nt
Organism: Larimichthys crocea (large yellow croaker)
Lineage: Eukaryota; Metazoa; Chordata; Actinopteri; Sciaenidae
Product: major histocompatibility complex class I-related gene protein
Exons: 8
Coding region: 34-1107 (357 amino acids)
Biological process (GO): immune response
Cellular component (GO): external side of plasma membrane
Source: RefSeq, a predicted model, not a curated record